CUGUUGCGCACCAACUAAUCCGUGCCGGAUCCAAGGGGUCAGUCAGCGAUCAACUUUCCACCGCUGGUCGGCCACAGUCCAACUUCGCACCCAAAGACCAAGACUGACUUUUGGGACUUUUUACAGUUACCCAAAAUCAGUCCUCCAUCACUUUUUGCCCAAGACUUCGAUACCCCAUUUUUUGAAAUUCAACCUCUUCCAUUCUGUUCUGUUUAGCUCGUCAGCAGCAGGCAGAGCAGAUCACUUCUCAACUUCUGUUUUCCUCGUCUGCAUCGACCACAUUCCUCCCGCCUUGUCUACGUAAACGAAUCUCCCCUCGUCAUCUAUCUGGUCUCGGGACCACGAUUCGCCCAACAUGUCGUGGAAGCUGACAAAGAAGCUCAAGGAAACCCACUUGACUACGACUCUGUCAAAUACCUUUUCCCGAUCACCCUCGACGUCCACUAUCACCGACAAAGAUGACAAGAGUGGAGACUCUGGAAUCUCGGGAGCGGCGACGCCGACAAAUGAGAGCAACGUCGCGAUAGAAACUCUAACCCAGGCACCGGUCGUUAAGCCCUCAAAACCAGGCAUCCUCGUGGUUACUAUACAUGAGGGCCAAGGCUUUUCGCUACCGGAGCAGCAUCGGGCAGCGUUUGGCAUCGGUAACCAACAUUCGUCUUCGGUCUCUACCGGCAAUGGCUUUGGCGUCGCUGGCUCGGUCCGACCCGGCUCGUCACAAAAAAGUCCUGGUGUCUUUAACGGAAGGCCACAGACGUCAGGCGGCGGCUUCGGAACCCUGCCAACAAACCACGGUCGAUUCUCGGGCAAGUACAUGCCCUAUGCACUGAUCGACUUUGAUAAGGUUCAAGUCUUUGUCAACUCGGUCGAAGGCUCUCCCGACAACCCUCUUUGGGCAGGUUCCAACACGCAGUACAAGUUCGACGUCUCGCGAGUCACGGAGCUCACGAUCCACCUCUACAUAAGAAACCCCAACGCACCACCCGGAUCAGGACGCAGUCAGGAUAUUUUCCUAGGCGUCUGCCGGAUUCAGCCGCGAUUUGAGGAGAGGCAGCCGUUCGUUGAGGAUCCCAAGAUGAGCAAGAAGGACAAGGAGAAGGCCCAGGCCGAGUGGGCCAAGCGGGAGCGGGCACUCGGUUUCAGUGGUGUCGAGUGGGCUGACGUUCAAUACGGCACGGGCCGCCUUAAGAUUGGCGUUGAGUUUGUCGCCAAUAGGACUGGCAAGCUCAAGCUUGACGAGGACUUUGAACUCCUCAAGGUGGUCGGCAAGGGCAGCUUCGGCAAGGUCAUGCAGGUGCGCAAAAAGGACACGAACCGAAUCUACGCCCUCAAGACGAUUCGGAAAGCACACAUCAUCUCGCGUUCCGAGGUCACCCACACCCUUGCCGAGCGCUCCGUCCUGGCCCAGAUCAACAACCCUUUCAUCGUGCCCCUCAAGUUCGCCUUCCAGUCCCCCGAGAAGCUCUACUUCGUCUUGGCAUUCGUCAACGGUGGUGAGCUGUUCCACCACCUGCAGAAGGAGCAGCGGUUUGACGUGAACCGUUCGCGGUUCUACACCGCGGAGCUCAUCUGUGCGCUCGAGUGUCUGCACGGCUUCAACGUCGUCUACCGCGACCUGAAGCCCGAGAACAUCCUGCUCGACUACCAAGGCCACAUUGCCCUCUGCGACUUUGGCCUGUGCAAGCUCGACAUGAAAGACGAGGACCACACCAACACCUUCUGUGGAACUCCCGAGUACCUGGCGCCCGAGCUCCUUGAGGGCAAGGGAUACGACAAGGCCGUCGACUGGUGGACCCUGGGCGUGCUGCUUUAUGAGAUGUUGACAGGCCUGCCACCUUUCUACGACGAGAACACAAACGAGAUGUACAAGAAGAUCUUGUACCAGCCUCUCGACUUCCCGGGCCCCGAGGUAGUACCGCCUGCCGCUCAGGACUUGCUGAGGAAGCUUUUGGACCGCGACCCCAAGACCCGUCUCGGAUCCCCGGAGCGCGGACGCGGAGCUGCCGAGAUCAAGUCGCACCCCUUCUUCCACGCCAUAGAUUGGCGCAAGCUGUUGCAGCGGAAGUAUGAGCCGGCGUUCAAGCCCAGUGUGGCCAAUGCUCUCGACACGACCAACUUUGACCCCGAGUUCACAUCCGAGGCACCACAAGACUCUUAUGUCGAAGGACCAGUGCUCUCACAGACAAUGCAGGACCAGUUCCAGGGCUUCAGCUAUAACCGACCGAUUGCGGGACUUGACGACGCCGGCGGUAGUGUUAAGGACCCUUCGUUCGUCGGCAGCCUUCAGGGAGGAAGAUAGAGUUUUUGAAUCUUUUUAUUCCACGGCCUUUCCUGCCGAGGAGCAAAUCAUGAAAAUAAAGAGCAAAGGCUAUCUAGCCGAGUUUUGAUGCCACAAGUGAAAACUUGACAAAUAACACUGGUUGUGUAAAGCGCAUCACACCAAGGAAUGAUUUGGCGACACUGGCAUAUAGCGCCAUUUCAUGAUUUUUAGAAAAGGGAUGCGCCGGAGCCUUUUUUUUUUUAU
Pyricularia grisea is the source of this 2524-nucleotide messenger RNA. RefSeq lists its product as uncharacterized. The transcript has 4 exons. NCBI's taxonomy places the organism in Eukaryota, Fungi, Ascomycota, Sordariomycetes, Magnaporthales, Pyriculariaceae. Bases 356 to 2299 code for a protein of 647 amino acids. Gene Ontology annotation, biological process: protein phosphorylation. Gene Ontology annotation, molecular function: protein serine/threonine kinase activity; ATP binding. The record is from RefSeq and is a predicted model, not a curated record.